UAAUAAAAACUUUAAGCAGAAUGACCGCAUCGACCACCGCAACGACGUGCGUGGCCGACCACGAGCGCCCCCACCAACUCCAGAAGCUUCAGAAGCUCAUGCCACACGACUGCUCCAUUGUGGUGGCGGCCAAGACUGGCGAAGACGUUGAGUUGCCGUCCGUGCCACGGCCGCACGGCCUCCAGAGUAGUCUUCGAAUGGACCUGGAGGCGCACCGACGCUGGAAUGCAAGCUUGUCCGUAGGCUUUCUCAACAGCGUGGACCGUAUCGAGAUCAACGAGACUCGUGUCGAUGACGAGAACAAGACUGUGUACUACUCACUUGAGGUGUAUCUGAGUCUACCAACGUCGCGCCUUCCCGCGAGCUCGACAGACGCGUCCUCUCCUCGUCACCAUGCGGCGCACCCAACAUUCAAGGUGGAGCGAUGCUUCGCCGAGUUCGAGGAGUUGCGCGAGAACGUGCUGAGGUCUGUGAGCCACAUGCCGCAGUGCACGUGCCAGUACUGUGUCGAUUUCCUCAUCUACAUCCGCUACAAGUACAGCCAGCCUCGCGGCAUCAUCAAACUCACCUCUGGUACUGAAAAACGCAAGCAAAUUCUCACAAAGUUUAUCAACGACUUUGUGGCCAUGGGGCAACGUCGAGCACCGAAGCUUGGCAAGCGCAAAUGCGACGCGCAGAAGCUUGUACCAGCGAUGCUGGAGUCGUUUUUGCUCAGCAACGCAAGGGGCUGCUAA
Molecule: messenger RNA, 734 nt
Organism: Phytophthora infestans T30-4
Lineage: Eukaryota; Oomycota; Peronosporomycetes; Peronosporales; Peronosporaceae
Exons: 1
Coding region: 21-734 (237 amino acids)
Source: RefSeq, a predicted model, not a curated record